This is a messenger RNA of Trachemys scripta elegans, 7163 nucleotides long. RefSeq names its product cyclic nucleotide gated channel subunit alpha 2 (gene CNGA2). The coding region runs from base 3200 to 5236 and encodes 678 amino acids. Gene Ontology annotation, molecular function: protein-containing complex binding; voltage-gated potassium channel activity; intracellularly cAMP-activated cation channel activity. Gene Ontology annotation, cellular component: intracellular cyclic nucleotide activated cation channel complex; plasma membrane. The record is from RefSeq and is a predicted model, not a curated record. Lineage: Eukaryota; Metazoa; Chordata; Testudines; Emydidae. Gene Ontology annotation, biological process: potassium ion transport; monoatomic cation transmembrane transport. The transcript is spliced from 7 exons.
GAGCGCAGCCCCCCACACUCCGGAGGGGGGGGGGGGGGUUAGCCCUAAGUCUUUCCGGUACCCUGUACCUGCUAAAAAUCUCUUGCCGGUACUGGAGGGUACUGCCCUUCCUGCACUCACCAUAUCAACCUGGGUAGGAACAAUCAGGAACUUUCCUGGUGGCUGCAGGGCUGUGACCUUGCAUUAGGUAUUGUAGCCACACAUUUAACAAGGGUUCAGUAUCCUGACUGUGUAAGAGCAUGUUGGUGAAAUUGGCCAACCGGUGUAAAAUAAAAAAUUACACAAGCCCAGGGCCAUGGGGAAUUCGUGGCUGGAGGCUGCUUGGUAAUGCUGCUGCCGUUUCCAGGUGAGGAGCAGCCUCCUCCUCCUCGGGGCAUCCUUUCCAUCAGAGACAGGAAACGAGACUGGCUAAGCCACUGUUGGUUCUGCUAAGGUAAGUCCUGUUCUGCUGCUCUUGCUUACCCUUUUCCAUAAUGAUUCGCCAGGGAACUGUGGACAUCUGGCAGUCUGCCAGAUGUCCAGGAUAAGCUCCUGAGCCCUUGAAUGGAGGCAGCUUUUCUGUAGCAGAAAGAGACUGUCCUUGGCUUUUGGGAAGUUGCUGGCACAAUUUCCACAGUGGCCUCAGGUGAGUCACUUAAUCCCUGUGCCUCAGUUUCUCUGUCUGUAAUGAGGCUUCCCUGGGGAGGCUGGUGGGAAGGGUAAGUUUGAAGCAGGUUGUGUGACAGAGGUGCUCAGGGCAGUCGCUUGGCCAUGACUCACAGGAAUGGAAACAAAUAGGCCUCUGGAGUUCCCAUGGAGCUUCACUAGGUGUCUGUGGGCUCUGUGUCUGAUUCCCUUGUCUCUCUCCUUCACCGUGCUGGCAUAAAGGGGAGGAGCAUCAGAUUCAUCCUUCAUAGUCCCAAGGGCAUCUUCGCUGUUCAUAUGCGAGACUCCUGCUGCCACAGGGUGCUAAAAACCAGGGCAAUCUAUGAGCAAGAUGGCAAAAAUGGGGGCUUAACUGCUAGUGUGUUUCUAUUGCAGCACCUUCACUCAUUAAAUGAGUUGGGUGGAGGGGCAGGUCUCAGCUGCUCAAGCUCUUCUCCCGGUGCCAGGUAAAGAGCCUUUGGCAUGAGACCAGAAUUUAGAUGUUAAGCAUGGUUAGCUGGUGCUCGCUCUGUUCACACCCCUCAGCCCAGCUCUGCUUUGUGGGAUAGUGGGAUUGGCACUGAGCUAAUCUUUGAUGGAACUGCCAACCUGGGCCAGCUUGAGGCAGGCGUGAUGGGUAAAGGCAUAAAUUUAGCACUGUCGCCAACUUGAGACAUGCAGAAACCAUUAAUUAGGCCCCCAAGAUCGUAAGAUUUGAGAAUCAUUGUAGUACACUUUGGAUUCUUUUCAUUUGCCUUUUGGGUUUUCAGCUUUUAGGAUUCACAUUUUCAAGGUUUGCUCUGCAACCAUAAGUGCUAGAAACUUUUUGGUUUUCAAUGUAAGCUGAGACUUUUCAUGUAAUCACAUAACACCAGAGCCUAGGACUUUUAGAGAAACACUAAAUAUUAUGAGACUCCUGUAGGAGGUGGCAACCAACUGAUCUAGCCAGGUAAUUAGCCGCUACACCUUACAGCUGUUUUAACGUAGUUGGGGAUUGGAUAAAAUACCCCUUUUGUAUAAACCUCUGGGCUGUAGAUGCUCUGAGUUGCAAAUGGAGCAUUCCCUCCCGUCCCCACUGUCUCGCAUUACAAUGGCCUCUGAAAAGCUUUAAUACCCCCUGAAAAGAUGGCCUCAUGAAAUGUCUCCCACAUAAUUCUGUCCUGAUGAUCUCUGUACCGACCUGUUCGCUUCCCUGGUAAUCGCGUGUGUCAGAUUUCACUUCCUGCUCCCUUCUGGGUAAGUGUGUGUCCAAAGUGGUGAUGGAAGCAUAUGAUACCAAAUUAUUGGCCUUUUCCUGUGGUUUUCAGGCCAAGUGACAGCUGUAGCAUGGCAGGGACACAAUGGAAAUAAAAAUAUUAGUGCUAUGGCAGAUUGCGGUAUCCCAUGCUGUAUUGAUUAAAGCCAGGAGGAGGUGCUGUGCAGAGGUGGGACUUGGGUUCUAGUCCUGACGUCUCAGUUUAUUCUGUAGUCCUCUGGCUCAGUGUGACAAGGUGAAGGAGGUCAUAUUUCAUUGGACCAACUUCUGUUAGGGAGAGAGAGCGAGACAAGCUUUUGAGCUUACUCAGCUUACAGAGCUCUUCUUUGGGUCUUGGAACUAGUGGGUGAGUCACUUAACAUCCUUGUGAGGCACAGAGCGGCUGGGCGGGUUAAUUCAUGAAGGUUUGUUAAGUGCUUGGAGAUCUGUGUACCAGAAUUGCUAGGGAGGUGUGAUGGAUGGCUAUUCUGUCCAGCCACACUAUUAAUUGAAUGCUUUGUGAAAUGCCUGCCUCCCCACCUCCCAUAAUAGGAGGGCAGGAGAAAGGAAGAAAUGGAUACCCCUGUAUUCUUUCCAGGCAAGUGGGGACUCAGCCAGACGCAGAUGGAAGACGAGUGGGAAUUUGCUGGGAAGUAGAGCAGUCCCAGCCCAGUGGUAUCAGAAGGGGGGUUAGGGGGGAAAGCUUUUAUCUCUCCUCCCCUUUCAUUCCCCAGACACAAAGCCAUCUGUGAUUAACGCCUGUGAAGUACACCUAGCGCUUUGGGACCGUGCAGGGGAUGCACACACUGUAGCAGGGGGAGAGAGAGAGAGACCAGCUCAGAGCAGCUUGGAGACCCUUUCACUACUGUUGGGGGCACCUGCUCCAACCCCUUUCAUCUCAAAGUUUACUUCAUUUCUUGGCUAUAAGCUAUAGCCUUGCCCCAUGGGCUACUAGCCGAGCUCCUGAGCCCAGGCAAAAGGCAGCACCCCUUGGAACAGGGACAGAGCUGUUUCUUUUCAAAUCAGUAUCUGGAAUUAAAAUCCUAAAUUAGUUCAGUCCUAGAAGCUGCUGAAAAUUAUUGGGGUGAUGAAUCCCUGGUCAGCUCCUUGUUGCCCCUGGAGAUAACAGAAGUUUGUGUGUGGUUUGCUGAAUCCACCUUCUGCACUGAGAUAAGAACUUGGAGGCGAGCGACUGGGUCAGACGGCACUGCACCGGAGAGGCUGAGCCAAUUGGAGCAAAUCGCUUGUGCUAGCAAAGGCUGCUCUGAGGCUGAGUUUUGUCACUAGACGCUGCGCGGGACGUCUGAUUAGGUUCAUGCCGGCGGCUUUCUCACAUGGAGGAUGAAGGGACAGAGUAAUGGUCUGAAGAAUUCGCCUGCCAGCUGCCCCCCCCGGUUGUCCGUCACAACCAGUACUGAAGAUGAUCCGGAGCGGACUGAGCUCAGCCCCAGCAGAGCCCUGUCUGCAGGUGAAGACACCUCCUCGGAGCUGCAGAGGGUGGCUGCGUUGGACAAUGCAGAUCAGCCAGAUCGCUCCACCUUCCAAGGGAGAGGAGCUCUGUCCAGGAUAGUCCGACUGGUCGUGGUGCUCAGAGACUGGGCUAACAAAGGCUUGCGGGAGGAGGAGCAAAGGCCAGACUCGUUUCUUGAGCGGUUCCAUGGGCCGGAGCUCCAGACGGUGACUGAAGGAGAUGGCAACGCCCAAGGUGACCAAGAAAACGACGGCAGCAAACGCAAAAAGAAGAACUGGGAGCUCUUUGUGGUGGAUCCUGCUGGAGACUGGUAUUAUCACUGGCUGCUUGUCAUUGCAGUGCCCGUCCUUUACAACUGGUGUUUACUUGUGGCAAGAGCCUGUUUCAGUGACCUCCAGAGGGACUAUUGGAUCCAUUGGCUGGUGCUGGACUAUGUCUCGGACUGUAUCUACGUCGCUGAUAUUGUCAUUCGGCUGCGCACAGGUUUUUUGGAACAGGGUCUGCUGGUCAGGGACCUGAAGAAGCUACGGGAUAACUACAUCACCACCUUACAAUUCAAGCUGGAUGUCCUCUCCAUCUUGCCAACAGACCUGGCCUACCUUGCAGUGGGAUUACAUCAGCCUGAACUACGCUUCAACCGGCUGCUGCACUUCUCCCGCAUGUUUGAGUUCUUCGACCGGACCGAGACCAGAACCAGCUACCCAAAUAUCUUCAGGAUCAGCAACCUGGUUCUCUACAUCCUGAUAAUCAUCCAUUGGAACGCCUGUAUUUACUAUGCCAUCUCCAAGGCCAUUGGGUUUGGGACGGACACCUGGGUGUAUCCCAAUAUCACCGACCCUGAGUAUGGCUAUCUCGCCAGAGAAUAUGUCUACUGCCUCUACUGGUCCACUCUGACCCUGACCACCAUUGGGGAGACCCCACCCCCAGAGCGUGAUGAGGAGUACCUCUUUGUCAUUGUUGAUUUCCUCAUUGGUGUCCUGAUCUUUGCCACCAUCGUGGGGAAUGUGGGCUCCAUGAUCUCCAACAUGAAUGCCACCAGGGCAGAGUUCCAGGCCAAGAUAGAUGCCAUCAAGCACUACAUGCAAUUCCGCAAGGUAAGCAGGCACAUGGAGGCCAAAGUUAUCAAGUGGUUUGACUACCUGUGGACCAACAAGAAGGCUGUGGAUGAGCGUGAGGUCCUCAAGAACCUCCCUGACAAGCUGAGGGCAGAGAUUGCCAUCAACGUCCAUCUGGAGACUUUGAAGAAGGUGAGAAUCUUCCAGGACUGUGAGGCUGGUCUGCUGGUGGAGCUAGUGCUGAAGCUUCGACCACAGGUUUUCAGCCCAGGAGAUUACAUUUGCCGGAAGGGGGACAUUGGCAAGGAGAUGUACAUCAUCAAGGAAGGAAAGCUGGCUGUGGUGGCAGACGAUGGCGUGACACAGUAUGCUUUACUCACCGCGGGAAGCUGCUUUGGCGAGAUCAGCAUCCUCAACAUCAAAGGGAGCAAAAUGGGCAACCGGCGCACGGCCAACAUCCGAAGCCUUGGCUACUCCGAUCUCUUCUGCCUGUCAAAGGACGACUUGAUGGAAGCAGUGACCGAGUACCCUGAUGCCAAGCGGGUCCUGGAGGAGCGUGGCCGGGAGAUCCUGAUCAAGGAAGGGCUUCUGGAUGAGUCUGCGGCCGCAGAGAGCUCAGAAGGGAAGGACACUGAGCAGAAGCUGGAGAGGCUGGAGUCCCACCUGGACACGCUGCACACCCGUUUUGCCCGGCUCCUGACUGAGUACAAUGCUGCCCAGCUGAAGCUCAAACAGCGCAUCACUGUCUUGGAGUCCAGGGUAAAGCAGUACAACCAGGAGGAAUUCUUCUCCGACAGCUCAGACAGCUCCCUGGAGGAAGAAGAAGCAGCUAAAUCCAAAGGACAGGAGUGAGGGCCACAGAUGUCAGCUCUGGCUGUGUGUGCACGCUGCUGAGAUGGUAUUUCCAGGAACGCAUUGCUCCCACUGCCUUGUAUGAGACUUAUCUUGAACCCAUAGAAGUGCUGCUGCUGGCCUUAGAUGGCUGGGAACUGAGUAGAGAGCAGUCAGGUGACUCCAGUAGCUCUCACUCAAGUUGAUCUCUCUCCUUGCUGCCUUUAUCCAAGACCUCACAGAUCAGUAAAAGCACAAGACUGACCUCUGCUGCUGCUAACAUUUCCUUCAAGCUCUUUCAGGGAGCCUGCUGUCCUCUUUCUGGCCUUAGAGAUCGGGACUCCAUUAACUCAGCGCCUUGUAGGUGGGAGUCAGUGAGGACUUCUGGGCCCUGGCAUUGCCGAGGUGGGGGUGCAUAAGCAUUGAUGUAGUCAAAGAUCUUCACUUCUCCCGUUUUUGAUGGGGCUGGUGAGGAGGAUGACCUUUAUUAUCUUACGGGAAUGCUGGUCCUUCUAAACCGCAAGGGAGAAACUGAAGCAUAAACCAGAUGCUCAUUAAUGUAUUUUGGUAUCUGCUUUUAUAACACACACACUAUGUUAUGUAAAUACUUCUUUUCCAGUGUCUGAGUCCAUAUGUUCAAGAGACUAAAACCUGAUGGGGGGCGGGGAGGGGGAAUCCAGCCAUAGCCCUAUCUGUCUGCAAAUGGAAUGUCUUCUGGUUCAGUAUAGCCCUGUAGAUCAGACUCAUGAUAGCCCUGAACAGGAGAUGAUGGCAGAGGAUGGUGGGGAUAGGAGAAACCUAUUCCCUACCUUACCAGGUUGUAUUUUCCUGUAUGAACAUCUUGCUUAGUAGGCAGAAACACUCGUGUGUGUAUUUAGUACUUGGUUCAUGAGGUUGAGGAGCAAUUUUCCUGGAUGCAUUUUCCUAGGUCAUGCUUUCCUGGAGAAUGGCCUUUUGCUAGGCAUUCUGUUCCCGAACCGCUGGGUACAGUGGCAGCUUGAAUUUUACUUGGGCUAGAGAAGUCUCCGGUCACAUUAGCAGUGUGCUUGGGGCUGACAGCACCUGUUCCUUUAGGUGCAAAAAUAAGAAUCUCUCUCUCUCUCUCCCCCCCCCUUUAAUCAUGUACCAGGGAUGCAUGUUCUAAAGACACAAAGCUGUGGCAAGACCCAACUACCUGCCUUUUGUUUACAGUGGGUAACUCAUAGGGUGUUAGCAGAGCCCAUGUAUUUUUCUACAUGAUAUUCCCCUUUGCCAAGCAGCAGGUGUCAGGACUUUGCAGAUCAGUUUGGAGGAGGAAUUGGUGACCCAGGGUCAGGGGAUGAAAUGUUGGUCCCCUUGAGGUCUAUGGCAAAACACCUGUUGACUUCACUGGGGCUGGGAUUUCACCCCUCGUGUAUUCUUGGUGUAACUGUUUAUUUACUAGCUGUUUCCUUGGUCACAAACAGCAGCCAGGCAACUCCCUCUUGCAGCAACCUCACCUCUGCUCUGUCCGUGAGAAGCAGCUGUGCGUGGCCUCUGCCUCUCUUAGAAUCUUGCUGCUUAAAACGCCAUUCCCUGCUCUGCCUCAGCUCCUGAGCUUCAGCUGGGAAAUCCCCUAAUCCAAGCUCCCCACACGGCCUUCAGCGGUGAGCCUGGGCACCAACCCUGCUUAGGAGAAGCGGCUUUGUGAUACAAAGGAACCUCUGAAAGGUUUCUUUGCCCAUCAGCGAGUGCUUUGGCCUACACCCUCCCUGUGUGGGUGUGAUAAGUUUCAUUCCGACUGCUUAUAUACCAAUAACUCUUAUCAUGCAGGAUGGGCCAUUUGCACCCUGCAUGUCUACAAACUAAGCAUUCUGGGAGUUGGAGCCCCCAAAGGAUCCUGUAACGUCACUGUACUUGCAGAACCAAGGCACACUGGGUGUGUGGACUGCUAUCCCACUGCUCUGAACUAGCUAAUGCCCGAGUGUUG